AUGAUAAGAUCAUCAUUUGAUGAAACAAUUCAUGUGUGGAACUCUUAUGUACGCUUUGAACACUAUGUACGACGAAUGACAUCAUUAAUUGGUACUGUUAGUAGAUCACGAAAGUUGAUCAAAGACGAACACAAGAGAAAAGAAAAAGAAUGUAUUGAUGCUAUUUCUGCAGCCGAUAAAUCAAAGACUAAAUAUAACCAUUUGUGUGAAGACUUGGACCGUUUGAAAACAUCUGAUCCAAAUAAGAAAUCAUUCAGUUUAAAGAAUAAGACCAUUGAACAACAAGAAGACGAAUUAACAAGAAAAGUUGACACUGCAGAUCAAGAAUAUAAACUGAAAGUACAAAUCUGUAAGAAAUUAAAGGAUGAAAUCUUAGUCAUUCACAGACCAAAUAAUACCAAGAAGUUGAAGAACUUGAUUUUGGAAUUGGAUAUAGCAUUGAAUUUGCAAUUGCAAAAAUAUGCAACUUGGUGUGAAAAUUUGAUCAUGAACUCGGGUGUUUUGAUCAGUCCUUUGCAAUCAAGCAAAUCUUCAAUGAAGGCAAUGGCCAGUUCUAUUGAUAACGAAAAGGAUUUAUAUCAGUAUUUGUUGUCGAAUGGAAAGACACUGAAAAACAGUCUGUUGAUACCUGUUGAUUACACCAUCCAUCCCUCCUUAGUAAAAACUAAAGAUAUUGGUAAACCGUUCUUGAACACUACUAAUACCCCAACAAACUUGAAGAAUGCAGCUGCCACCAAUAGAUGGAACAACAAUAAUAGCAACAACCACAACACUGCAGCAUCAUCAACAGCUACAUCAGCAAGUCAUGCAAAGAAAUCAAGUGUCUCUUAUGGAUCAGGAUCGGGAUCCAUGGUUGGAGCAGCUCUUGGGACAGCUUCAGUUGGGUCUUCAACGCUUGCAACUAGCAGAAGCAAUGAGAAUAAUGAUAUGUUUAGUUCAUCAACAUCCAACACCGCAACUCCUUUGCCACCUCUUCCAGGUCAAUAUUCCUCCUUAGAUCCAGGCUCGAGUCAACCACCAACUCCACAGAUGAAUGGUCCAAAGGCGUUGUCAACUUUCCUGCAGCCAACAUUUGGUGUUUCUAUUGAAGAUGUUAUACAAUUUGCUGGUGUCGAUAAUGUUCCAUUAGUGGUUCGUAAAUGUAUGGAAAUUAUUGAAUCAUAUGGUAUUAACCUCGUUGGUAUAUAUAGAAUCAGCAGCAACCAAGGACAGGUUAACAAGUUAAAAGACGCUAUCGAUUCCAACUUUACAAACUAUUUGAUGAUUGGAAAAGAUAUUGAUCCAAAUAAUGUUUAUGAAAAUGAAGUAUUCACAGUUGCAAGUUUAUUGAAAUUAUACUUUUCAAGUUUACCUGAACCUUUGGUGACAAAUGCCGCAGCAAAAUCAUUCAUCGAAACAGUUAAAUCAACUGAUGAACACUUUAUUGCUAAGAAAUUACAUCAAUUAGUGUUUGGAUUACCAGAUGGUGCAUAUUUCACGUUGAGAGCUUUGAUGUUUCAUUUGAACAAGAUUGCUGAGCACGAGAGUGAAAACCGUAUGAAUGCAAAAUCGCUUGCUAUAAUUUGGGGUCCAGUAAUUUUCAAUGACGAAUCGACCAGUGCUCAAGAUUUAAGUUACAAGAGUAAAGUGGUUGAAGAGUUAAUGAGUAUAGCCAACGAUAUAUUUGAGCUUGACGAAUAG
Molecule: messenger RNA, 1680 nt
Organism: Candida tropicalis MYA-3404
Lineage: Eukaryota; Fungi; Ascomycota; Pichiomycetes; Serinales; Debaryomycetaceae
Gene: RGD1
Product: Rgd1p
Exons: 1
Coding region: 1-1680 (559 amino acids)
Biological process (GO): signal transduction; regulation of GTPase activity
Cellular component (GO): cytoplasm
Source: RefSeq, a predicted model, not a curated record